AUGAAUCAUAGAACAUUAGACCAAUAUUAUUGUAUAUUAUUAUAUGUAGAAUAUAAACUUGGACAAUAUUUUGAUAUUUAUAUGAACGAUAAUAAACUUUUAGUAUUAUCAGAGAUACAAUCAUUAGGAAAUAUUGAAAGUGGUACUAUUCAUUUUGUAUUAACUGAAAGUAAAGUUAAAAAAAGAAAAUUACCAAAUAGUGGAAAUUGGAAACAAAAUGGUGUUGAAGUGAUAAUAUCAAUUGGAUCAAUGACUAAAAGUUUUAGUUCAUCAAAGAGAACAUUAACUUAUCAAGAUGAUACAGCAAUUAAACUCUGGGAAUAUUCAUUACUUGUCAAUUGGAAUCGUUACAUAUAUCAAGUUGUAAUUCGUCAUUACCUUCGUGAUGACCUUUCAAUACCAAAGAAUCAAAAAUAUACAACUGAAUCUGUUAAACUCUCAAUUAAACCAAAACCAUUAUUAAUUAAUUUUUUAAAUAAAUUUUAUAAUCAAAAUAAUCAAAAUAAUCAAAAUAAUAAUAAUCAAAAUAAUUAUAUAUCAAAUUUAUUAAAACAACCAUCAAUUCAAUUUGAUUGUUUGGAUUACCAAUUCAUUGAUAGCAUUAACUCAUAUCUCGUAGAUUUAAAAAUACCACACAUUCCAAAUAAUGUUAAUUUCACUUUCUCAAAUGAUGAUGACUAUCCAACCAAAAAAAAGAAAAGACCUGCCAAAAAAAUAAAACAAGAAAAAUUACAACAACAACAACAUCAACAACAACAUCAACAUCAACAACAACAACAACAACAAAUUAAUAAUAAUAUUAAUAAUAAUAAUAACAUAAUAAAUAACAAUACUAUUAAAAGCCAUGAUUUACAAAUCCAAAAGAAUAAUAUAAUUUUACCCCAACCAUCUCCACCAACUCAAUAUUCUCCACCAUUAUCACCAUCACCACCAUUACAACAACAAUACCUUUUUCAUCAAAAUAAAUCGGUUCAAUAUUAUACUGAAAGAUCUUUUCCAAUUUUAUCAAACUUAUUUCCAAAUUAUAUAAAUCAAUCAUCGCCAUUACUUCCACCACCAUUUCCACCACCACAGCAAUCACAUGAAAAAGAAAAAGAAAAAGAAAAAGAAAAAGAAAAAGAAAAAGAAAAACAAUCACCAUAUUCAGAAUCAAUCAUUUCAAUAAACAAUUAUAAUAAGAAAUCAUUUCAGGAAAAUAAUAAUACUAGUAUUAAUGAAAAUAGUAACAACAACAACAACAAUAAUAAUAUUAAUAAUAAUAAUAAUAUAAAUAACAAUGAUAAUUAUAAAUUAAAUAUACACUUUAUUAAUAUUCCAUUUUGUGAAAAUUAA
Molecule: messenger RNA, 1332 nt
Organism: Dictyostelium discoideum AX4
Lineage: Eukaryota; Evosea; Eumycetozoa; Dictyosteliales; Dictyosteliaceae
Exons: 2
Coding region: 1-1332 (443 amino acids)
Source: RefSeq, a predicted model, not a curated record